GGGGCUUCCAAACUAAGUAGUCUUUAUCGUAUGUGACCAUUUAUGGUCUUCUGUACAUGGUAAAGUCCAGAGGGUGUAUGGUGGGGAUAGCAGUUUUGUACAGGAUUUUCAUAGCCCUUUGUUUUUUGCGCUUGAGUACAUCUGAUGAAGCCUUGAGUGGACUUUUACCAACAAGUCUUUCCAAAGACAAGAGCGAAAAAUGCACAAUGAGUACAACUCAUUGUGUACCAAUCGCUUCACAGUACAAUCGUACUUGUCUUGGUAAUCAUUUGCCUUACAAACUAACAACUUCAAUACCACUUGACGAUGAUGUGAUUUUUUAUGAUCUUGAAUUCUGGACUGCAUUACAAUCUAUACCAGCUUGUUGGGACAAGUUACAGUUUUUCCUGUGCUCAGUUUAUGUUCCUGAAUGUGUUGUUAGCGUACAUCAAACUACAAAAUCAUACGAUAAUAGACAUUCAUCAAAUAUCGAAGCUGAUAAUAAGAAGAAUCCGCCUGAAUUAGUGAAUCAAUCUUCAACUGAUAGGAAAUUCAAUGGGAUAUCGGCAGCUAACACUACCUCGUCCUCCUAUUCCGCUUCACCGUCCUCCUCCUCCCCAUCAUCAUCGCCAUCAUCUUCUUCGUCUUCUUCUUCAACUUCUUAUCGAGUUGUUCUACCAGAGGCGGAAAUGUGUGAAGCUGUACACAAGGCCUGUCCACUUCUAUUUUCAAUUAUUCAAUCAAUGGAUAGUAGUGGUAAUCGUCAUCAUCAUCAUAAUAAUAAAAGAGGAAUCAAUAAUAUUGAUUUUACUGGUGAUGACAGCAGCAAUAGCAGGCGGAGUAGUAGCAGUAGUAGUAGUAGUGGCAAAACCAACGACAACAGCAACAACAACAACAAUGAGGAUGGUAGAGUUGGUCAUAGUCGCGAUAGCAAACGUUCAUAUUCAUAUCCGAAAUUUUUUGACUGUUCCUUAUACACUCCAGGAUGUCGACAAAACAAAUUGACUGCUCGGUUAUUUCAAAGUAAUGGAGGCGGUUGUCAAUCACCACUUGUCACUACAUCGUUAAGAAGAAAUUGGAUACCCGGUAUAGAACGAUGUAGUUUUCCAUGUCGGCAGCCUUACUUUGAUCCAGAGCAUUAUAAACUGGCUAGAUGGAUUACAGGUUUUGCUGCUAUCGUUUGUCUAUGCACUAAUAUCUUGACAUUGUUUACUCUUCGUUUACAAUUAGCUGAACGUAUGGAAAUCACGCUACAACUCUCCAGCUACAUACAUCGUCUAAUCGACUCACUUCAUUUGCCAACAUUUUCCACUGGCAAGAAAUCACACCUGAUCUAUCAUAGAAAACCGACAACAGCACUAACAACAACAACAACAACAACAAUGUCGUCAAUAGCAGCAUCACCCUCGUCGCCGGUGUAUAUUUCUCCUGCCUCCAUUUCAUCCAACAACAACAAAUCAUCAAGGCAUAAUCCAUCAUGGUGUCUUAUACAUACCUCACUGUUUUAUAUUCAUUUAUUUCUAUUAUUUGGUUGUUUCGGUUGGCUGAUACCACUGUUACCGGAUAUUGGAGAGUAUGUCGCAUGUCGAGAAGAUGGAAGUCUACGUGUUGGUGAACCACAAAUUAGUUCUGGAAAGUCGAUUCUAUGCAUUAUAGACUUUAUCUUGUUAUAUUUCUCAUCAAUGGCUGCUGCAAUUUGGUCAAAUAUCUUUGAUUAUGCAUUAUUAUAUCAAAUGAAAAAAAUCAAUUACAAUCUAACCAAUCAACAGAAUCCUUCUCCUCCUUAUCAUCAGUCUCAUCAUCAUCCUCGUCAUCCUCAUCAUCAUCAUAAACAACAUCGUGGACGUCAUCAUCAUUCAAAUCAGCGCCAAAAUCAAACUGAUAUAGAAAUGAAACAUAUUCAAUCUUAUUUAACAAAAUUUAGUGAAAAUUUAUCAAAAAAGAAAAAGAAAGGCGUUAACAAGUUAACAAAUACCGAUGAUAAUUAUUCAUCAUUAUUAUUAUUAUCAUCGUCAUCAUUAUUAAAAAAGCGUAUCUCACAUGAACCUUUAUCAGAGAUCACAAAUUCAAUUAAUUUAACCAAUGAAAAAUCCUCCGAAUUUGAAUUAUCCACUGAAGGUGGUCAUGCUAUCAUUGAUUUAAACAAUAUUGAUAAUAUUGAAACAAUUGAACCAUUGAAUACAUCUGUUAUAAAAGAUAAUAGUAAUAAUAUUAAUAAUAAUAAUGAAGAGAAAAAGGAUAAUAAAACUGCCACAUUGACAACAACAACAACAGCAAAACGACCUCGACGACGACGGCAAUUAUUACUUCAUUCAUCGUGUUCAUUUAACUCUUCGUUUAACUCUCCAUCAUCAUUAAUGACAUCUUCUUCUUCUUCUGGCGCGUCUUCUUCAACACCGCCUUCUCAUUCUCCUUCACCUUUAUCACCAUCACCUUCAUUAUUGUUAUCCAGUCUGAAAGUGAAUGAACAUUUGCAAACAUCUUUUAUCAAGUCUAAUGUAUUAAAAGAAAACAUGAAAAUGUCGAAUAAUACUACUACUAUUACUACGACAAUUACUAAUACUGACAAUAAUAAUAAUAAUAAUAAUAAUAAUAAUAAUAAUAAUAAUAAUAAUAAUGGUGUUGACAUCGAUGUAAAUGUCUCUUCAAAGAAAUAUGAUAAUCAUAAUAUUCGCUCCAGUCCCAGCAGUAAUAAUGGUCAAACAAUAUGCUCAGAGUCAAUUGUUCAACGAUCUCCAUUAUUGGAACACGUAUCCUCAAAUUUGCAUGAUAAUAAAAGCAGUCGUCAGGAUCACCACCACCACCACCAACAACAACCAGACCACAGCCAUCAUCGUCAUCCUCACCAUCAUCACCAUCAACACCCUAGCCAUGAUUAUCGACAGUAUAAAUAUGGUUCAUUCACUGGGAUCCCUUUAAGUUCACUUGUUGAUUUUUUACCCUAUGAUUGUUUAGACUCUUACCUGUAUUCGCCUACAUGUUUCCCUCAUCCAAAACCAUUAAUCUCACAAAUUUUAUGGAUUCAAUUAUUUACUACUGAUAAAUACUUAUUUAUUCAUAAUAUGGACACUAGUCACGGUAAUAAUAAUACUAAUAGUAGCAGUAGUGUGAAAUGGUGUGAAAUGCAUAAUUGUUAUAAAAUGGUUAUCGAUAAUGAUAAUGAUGAUGAAGUUGGAGAUAAUAGUGGAUAUCAUCAGGCGAAUGCUCCUGUGACGUCGGCGACGACAGCGAGAACAACAACACCAAUAAAAAAAUCGUCGACAGUAAUGCCUAUUUGUUCUUGUUCUUGUGCUUAUUCUAAAUCACUUAUGCUUAAACACGGGGUUAUUAUUUCAUCACCAAUGAAUCAAUCGAUAAAUACACAACCACAAACCACUUGUUUACACUUGCUGGCAUUAGCUGUCCCGUUAGUGUUGACUUUGAUCAGUUUAACAGCUGCAGAAAUUGAUGGGAAUUCAUUGAGUGGUAUCUGUUCAGUUGGUUUAAUCAAUAUAUGGGCACGUGUCGGCCUCUUGUUAAUCCCGUUCACAUUAUCCUUAGCGAUUAAAAUCUUUUAUUUUAUUCAAUUAAUACAUCAAUUCACAAGAUUACGUCAUAAAUUCCGUGUGUCUUCAUUUCGUGUUGAUCGUGAAAUAGCUCAACGCUUGGUGAGAUAUUCUUUAUUCUAUGGUUUAUUCUUACUUUUCCUAUUGAGUUUAUGGUUAUUCUCAAUUUGUAUACAUACUUAUUGGUACAUGAAUGAACCUGUCUGGUUAGAAUCCCAACGACUUUUAUUCUUAUGUCGAAUACGUUAUCGUUUGUUGGGACUGGACGAGACAGCCGCUGGAAAUGUAUGCAUUAAUACAGCAUCAUCGUAUGACUUCAUCAGUUCACCGUCCUCUUCUGCGUCUCCAUUUUCUUCUAAAAGUCUUCCCGCAGUGAAUGAUUCACAUAUUGUAAAUAGUCCAGGUAAUCCACAGUCGCCAUCAGCAUCUUCAGCAUCGUCAACAUCAUCGUCAUCGUUUUCAGAUCCUCAGCAUUCUAAAUAUCAAGUAAUGAAGCAGUUUAACCAACCAGUCGACAAUGAAGUGGUCAUUACCACUAUGUAUAAUUCACACUUGAAUUAUCUACCCAUAGAAGAGACAUUAAUACACAAACCGUCGGUUGGACCAAUCCUUCUACAUUUAUUCAUUUAUUUUGCUAUUAAUCUCUUAUAUAAUUCAAUGUGUCUACUCGAUCCAUCAGUUAAGCGUAGUUGGUGGUAUACUGUGAAAAGAAUGAUAUUUUGGUGCCAACCAAAGAAGGCGAAGAAGAAGAGGAAGUUUCCAUUAUCGAACUUUGAAACUUUCCACUCCAAUUUACAUCAUCAUCAUCACAGUCGACACCAUCCUCACCAUCGACAUCGUGACCUGGAUGUCGACCCUAUUGACAACGUCUAUGAUGAUGAUGAUGAUCCUAAUGUUGUCGAUCAUGAUUACAAGGCGAAAAUCAUCGAUUAUCACGAUAAAACUUCCAAGAUCCCAACGACAGGAGGAGAUAUUUUAUUCAAUGAUGAAAAUGAUCACUUGGUUAAAUCGUAUCUAAAUCAUAUAACAAUUGGAUUUAGUUGGUGGGAUCCUGGAUUCUUUAUCAUUCCAACACCGAUACUAUCCAAUUAUGAUCUAUGGAUAAAAUGUAGAAGACGAUUUUAUUUGAACAAGAACAGUCAGGAAAAGAAGAAGAGAUCUAAGCAGGGCAAAGAGAAUAUACUCUUGUCAUCAUCAUCAUCAUUAAGAGGAACAUCAACAGCCGCGGUGACAAUACCUCUGCAAAAUCCCGAAUCAGUUAAGUGCAAGGUGAAUCCUACAUGUACUAUAAGUAAUGAAAAUGCUAAUACUACUCACAAUAAUAAUAGUAGUAGUAGUAUGUUCAAUAAUCCUCUCAUCAUGAAGAAUGAUCGUGACAUAAUUAAUUUCUGUUUAAAUAAUGCUAUUCAAAAUCCGGAUCAGCUUAAUCAAAUUAUGAUGGAUCCACUUGAAUCGUUGUUAUUGUCAACUGCUGAGGCUGCUGCUAAUCAUCGAAACUUGUUCAACAAUUCUGGUAGUGGUGGUGGUGGUGGUUUAGAGGAUGGGUCACCUUUUCAUCAAUAUUAUCAACAAAGCCAACACCACCACGAACAACAACAGGCGGCACACUCAAAAUUACCGGCAUCGAUUAAUUUUGAAACAGUCCUUCAGAUUCUACGUCAGUUACAUCAUCAGUUAAUGACAACCGGGGGCCCUGAGAUGGGAGAUGAUAAUAAUAAUAAUGCUGAUAGUGUUAAAGCCUUCAGUAAUAUUGUUGGUGAUGCAGCAGCGAAUGUGACUGCUGCUACUACUAAUGCUACAAGUAAUAGCAGUAGUCUCACUAGUAGUAGUAGUAGUAAUGGUAAUAAUACUCAGAAGAAUCAAAAUCAAUUGGGGAAUCAUAAUUUGAUGAAUAUUUUAUCUCAUGAUCCAAAUUUGGUGGCUUCAUUAACGGCUGCUGCCGCUUAUGAACAUUAUCAAAAACAACUUUCAGAGUUGACUACAAGUAUUUCACGUCGACGAAGUAGGCAUAAACGAUUGUUAUCGAGUCGUACAUCACUUCGUCGACAUAGUCAAUCGCGUAGUUUUUCUACAAAUGGUUUAUUCCUACCUGGAUUAACAUCCUCCUCAUUAACAGCAGCAGCAGCAGCAGCAACUGCAUCAACAAUGAAUUUAAAAGUGAAAGGAACAAGUUCAUCAUCAACUUGUUCUACAACAGCAUCAAAAACAAUUGAUUAUCAUCCUGUACCGCCUACUACAACAAUACAAACAGCAACACCUGCACCAGGUGGUGCUUCUUACAAUAUAUUACAAGCUGCAGCUUCUAUGAUUUUAGCUGCAGCUGUUGCAUCUUCUUCUACUGGUCCAAAUACAAAUAAUUUCAUUACUAACAGUAGUGAUAAUUUUCAUAAUAAUAAUACUAAUAAUAUUCAUACGAAUAAACGUCGAUUAAGUCAGUCGGGUUUCAGUGGAAUUGAUGCCUUCUCUACACAUCAGUUGGUGGAUAGUUCGAGUAGCACAAAUUCAGCUUUCGGUGGAAGUCAAAUAUCGUCUGCAUCGUUUCGAAGUGCAUUAACCAGUGCUGGCAUACCUCAUCAUUACCAGCGUCAUCAUCGUCGACGUGACAGUAGUCAUACUCGACCAUCGUCGACAUCUGAAGCUGCAUUGAUAAAUAACAUUAAUAAUCGUAGUACUCUCAAUGAAUUGAAUCAGAAUGUUGGUUGUGUUGACGACUCUACUGUUAAGAGCAUCAAUAGUAACAACAACAAUAACAAUAAUAACACCAAUAAUAUACAUAAUAUGGGCAGUCGUAUGUCCUCUCUACACUCAAUCUCCUGUGCUUCAUCAUCCGGUGCUGAAUCGUAUAAUUCCUAUCGUUUGUUAAUCAACCAAGCUGGUGCAAGUUGGCGAGAAUUAUGGCGUACACGUAUGCUGUUAAUGCAUGUAUUACGUUGGGCAGAGAAUGUUGCACCGUUUAUGCAACAAACAAAUAAUUCUGGUCCCAUGAAUAAUGCUAAUAAUAAUGCUAAUAAUAAUGAAUAUAAUCAAUCAUCCCAGACAAGUUUAUCAAAUUAUGAUGUACCGCAGGGACAGAGUGGUGGUGGUAGUAAUACUAUGGAUUAUGUUAAAACAACAACUGCUUCCACAGAUAAUAUUUCAACUUCUUUUGGUGAUUGUACCAAUACUACUGUUAAUAAUAUACCUAGUAGUAUAAGUAGUAGUAUGAAUCAUCCACAACAACCGUCAACAUUUACUCCAAAAACUCUAGAUGCUGGGAAUGAUUUCAAUGCCCAGUUAGUUCAACUGAUAAUGUCUUUAAUCGAACAACAACAGCAGCAUUGUCAAUCACAAUCGGUAGUUACUUCUCCGAAUAUACCGGCUGGUAAUCCAUUCAUGCAAACUACUAGUAAUAAUGUUGUUGAUACAACUGGAAAUAAUCCCUUCAUUGAACAAACCCACCAGUUGACAUCGAUGGAUCCAAUGAUGGCGGCAGCGUUUGCUGCAGCUACAGCUGCGGCGACUGUCGCUUUAAAACAGCAGCAGCAACAGCAUCAACAAGUUCUACGUCAAUCAUCCUUUUCUAAUUUAGCGUCAUCACCACCUACAGUCAAUAGUAGUGGUGGUAGUAGCGGUGGUGGAACUACGACGACGAUAACGACUACUCCUCCUACGACUGUCAUUACAAUGACUCCGAAUAAUUGUGUACAAAGGAAUCAAUCGUUUUGCUCCGGUACUGCUCCUUAUCAUCAAUAUCCAUAUUUGGUUAAUUCACCGGUUGGACAGUCAUCUUCAUAUGGAGUAAUGCCACAAAAUAUGAUGAGUCAAUUCCCGGGACAAUACAACCCCACCAAUAUCAAUCCACUGUGUUUCCCAUCUAGUCCCAAUGAUCAAAAACAUAAUUCACCAUCAUGUCAUCACCAUCAAAAUACUAAUUCAUCGCAUAGAAUAUUUCCACCACAAGACUCAAGUCUUCCUCCCCCUCCUCCUCCUCCUCCUGCUCAAUAUUUAAAUGUCACGCGUAGUCCACCAACUCAUUUCGAUGCAAGUCAUCAAGCAUCAUCAUCAUCACCUGAACAGCAUUUAUACAACACUCCUAACCAGAGAAAUGUUGUAAUAAGGCGGCAAACAAGCGAUUUCCCAGCCUACAGUAAUCAAUUAAUAUCUGAAGGGGAUAAUAAUAGUUAUCAGUGUACUAUUGCUCCAGAUCUUCUAAUCGAUCAUGAUCAAACAAAUAAUAAUCAUAUUCGUGUGGGUUCAAAUUGUUUACCACAGUACAGUCUUACAACAAGAUCUCCAUUAAUCCCUGGACAACAACAACAACAGCAAGUGCCUCAUUUCCUGCAUCCUACAUCAACUGUUCCUAUGGUUAUGACUUCUAUGUCUAUGUCGUCAGCUGUUAUUCAUCCUAAUGCAAGUAACCCUGUUCCCCAGCCAGUGUUGUUCCCUGUACCGUCUACAUCGUAUCCAAGACAGCAUACUUGUUCAUCAAUAUCACCGAAUGCUGCUUCUCGCCCAGAUUCUCAUGGUGUGAUAAACAGACAGUUUUAUAGUGAAGACAAUCGUACAGCAUCAAAUCAAAAAAGAUGCUCUCAGGGUAACUUUGUUUAUACUGGCGUUGAAGGUAUCGGUAUCGACGUCGUUGGCAGUGUUGGUGGUAGUAAUAAUGAUUCAGAUGCAUUUGACAGUGAAGAUGAGGUAAUCUCACUGACUGAAGAUGAUAAUCCUGUUGAUGGCUGUGGUGCUGCUCCCGCCGCUGCUGCUGAUGAUGAUGGUCAGGUCAGCAAUUCCAAGAUAAUAAACAAUGAGGACAUUGAGUUCUCUCAGAGACACCAACUGGGACACCAAUUGCCUUCACAUAUCACUUAUCACCACCAUCACCGAACUAAUGAAAUCCAUCCUCACCCCUAUACUCAUAUGAUUGGUAGUCAUUCACAUACGAAUCCUUAUUAUAUCUCUAAUUUCACAAAUCAAACAACAGCGACAAUUGAAUUACCACCUCCAUUGAUCACAACAGCGGCAACAGCAACAACGAUAUCCACAUCAUCAGAUCUGAUGCAUACAAGAUGUUAUUCAUUUAUUGGACAAGAUGAUGGAGAAAUAUCUAGUGUUAGUCAAAGUGCUAGUCAAAUUGUACCGAAUGCAUCCUCCUCUUUGUCCUCCUCCUCAUCUUCUUCGUCGAACGAUUCGCCAUCCUCAGCAUCUGCGCCACAUUUAUUAUCACAUUCCGCCAAUAAAUCACCACCUAUCAUCAUCAAGGAUGAGGAAUAUACUGGAACAACUGAUACACCUGCUUCUAAGUCUAUUGUUCCUAGAGAAGAAGUUAGUGAUGACCACUGAAAAGAGUGAGGUGUAUUUGUGUGUGUGUGUGUGUGUUGAUUGCUUUUUGUGGACUUUCUUUACUAGCUUUAUUCUCCAUCCCGUCCCGUCCCGCCCCGCUCCCAACUCAUCUCUUUUUUGUAAAAUAUUUCAUAUUGGCCUUAAUUAAUUAACGCCUUGAUAUGUGUGUGCGGGUGUGUUAUCGAUUUUUUUCUUUUUCAUAUUCAAUGUUUCAACAGUUUUGUUGUUUGAAUACGCUAAUUACUAUUACUACCAGUGAAUGGAGGGAAAUAUGAAUUAUGGUGUGUAUUUCGUAAUCAAUUAGGGGGGGAGGGAAUUUAACCAAUCAGUGCAUUUCUUCUUCUUACUAUUCACGAUUUUUUUUAAAGAAAAAUGAUGACAAUAAUAAUGAUAAUAAUGCUAUUAUUUUCUAAAACUUUGUAUAUUAAAGCGCCAAUUUUAAAUGAUCUAUUCUUCUGAUCAUUUACUUUAAUAAUAAUAUUGCCUUCUUUCAUCAUCCGUGUGGAGUACUCUUCACAUUGUUCAUAUUUAAAUGUAUGCUGCUGAAAGGUGUGUGUGUAUUGAAGUAACUUGUAUAUGUGGUGACGGACGGACUGACUGACUCCACACUCUGCUGUGUUCCCGGUUUUGAUUUAGGAGAAUACGUUGUUGAAAUGUACACAAGAAAUUGACAAACUGCCUUUCUAGUGGUGUAAUAUAUCAUAUCUU
This is a messenger RNA of Trichobilharzia szidati, 9548 nucleotides long. Lineage: Eukaryota; Metazoa; Platyhelminthes; Trematoda; Strigeidida; Schistosomatidae. The record is from the annotation of a GenBank genome assembly.